Dama dama (fallow deer) is the source of this 315-nucleotide messenger RNA. RefSeq names its product late cornified envelope 7A (gene LCE7A). The record is from RefSeq and is a predicted model, not a curated record. NCBI's taxonomy places the organism in Eukaryota, Metazoa, Chordata, Mammalia, Artiodactyla, Cervidae. The transcript has a single exon. The coding region runs from base 1 to 315 and encodes 104 amino acids.
AUGUUCUGCCAGCAAAACCAGCAGAAGUACCAGCUCCCCAGCAAGAGCCUCCCCAAAUACCCACCUAAGCGCUUCCCUCAGGUUCCUCAGGCCCCUCAGGCCCCUCAGGCCCCUCAGGCCCCGGCUCCCUGCCUGCCUCCCGCCCGCACCCACUAUGUCUCCAGCUGUUCUAUCUCUGGCUUUGGAGGCUGCAGCUCUCUGGUAUCCCAUCGGUUCCCAAGCAACUACCGACGCCAGCCCCAGCCUUCCAGCUGCUUAGACGUGGAGCUUGCUGGAUGUUCCAGUUGCUGCCACGGUUUUGGGGACUACAGCUGA